This is a messenger RNA of Mytilus trossulus (common blue mussel), 3507 nucleotides long. Its product is annotated as centrosomal protein of 83 kDa-like. Bases 133 to 2154 code for a protein of 673 amino acids. Gene Ontology annotation, cellular component: centriole; ciliary transition fiber; centrosome. Gene Ontology annotation, biological process: cilium assembly; establishment of centrosome localization. The record is from RefSeq and is a predicted model, not a curated record. The transcript has 13 exons. Lineage: Eukaryota; Metazoa; Mollusca; Bivalvia; Mytilida; Mytilidae.
AAUUACACACACCGGAAACAAUUUAUGCGCAUGCGGAAUUAUUUGUUGUCAAGUUUGAACAUCAACUAAAAAUAUGUGAAAAUAGUAAUUUCCAGAUCUCUCAUACCUCCCCGCGAACGAAAUAGCAUCACAAUGGCAACAACUAACAGCUUUCUUCAGAGUCCUGACAAGUUUUCGGGGAGUUAUCCAGGACUUGCUCAGCAGUUACCACAGAUUGCAACAGAAACAGAGCUGCAAAAAAUGUUGGCUGAUGAACGGAUGCGAAGUCAGAUGCAUAGAACUCAUUAUGAACAACUAAAAACAGAACAUCAUAAACUUCAGGAUGAAUAUGGGAAACUUGAAGAAGAAAUUAAACAUACUAUAGAAGAAAGCAGGAUUGUACAAGAAAAAUACAAAUUAAUGUACGAACAAGGCAAAAAAGAAGUGGCUGAAUUACAUGGUGAAUUUGAAGAGGCCAAAAGCAAAGUUGUGACUCCACAAAGAUUAGAGAUUAUUCGCAUGCAAGUAGUUGAAGAAGUGGAGAAAACAUACAAAGAACGUUAUAUGAAACAGGAAGAGGAAAUAGAAGAGUUACGUACAGGAUGCAAUAAAUAUAAAUAUGAACUGUCUUUUCUGAAAUCAGAGUAUGAGCAUGAAAGGAUAGAAUGUCAGAGAAUUUUAGAAGAAUGUAGACUAAAACAUGAAGCUGAGGUGUCAAAUUUAAGAAAAGAAAGAGAAGCAACAGUUUCAAAAAUAAAGAAAGAAACUAUUGAUGACUCUGAGCGUGUUAGAAUUGUACAGAGAGAAAAUGCACAGCUUCAUAUGAAAUUAAAAACUUUAAAUGGAGAGUUAGAGGAAAUAAGAGCACAUAGAGAGAAACAAGGGUUUGAGACUGACAGCCUUACUCGAGUUCAGCAAAAACAAAUAACUGAACAUGUAGCCACUGUUAAAUCUCUUGAGGCUGAGAGAGAGUCAUUGAAGAAACAAGUUGAACAAUUACAGAGAGACUUGGCACUUACAGGUGACACACAUAACAAAUUGACAGGAAGAAUCCAUGAACUUGAAAAAGACAAUGUCAUUUUAAAAAAUAAAGUGGAUGAGGCUAUUCAUAGAAAUAAAGUGGAACUUACAAAUCAAAAGAUGGAGGGGUUGAAACAGAGAGGUGAACUUGAGAGAGAUCGGGACAGACUAGCAAAUAUCAUAGAGGAUCUGCAGACCAAGAUAGAAAUUUACAAACACACUGCAGACCAACAAUCAAGAUCUUUACAAGACAAAGAAAGAGAUGCAGUAAGGAGAGUGCAGGCAUCAAGAGAAGAAGAAUUUGUCAAAUAUGCAAAGUUAGAAAGUGAAAAAUUAGCAUUAGAGGCCAAAUUACAAGAAAAUGAUAGGAGGAAAAUAGAUGAAGAAGCACAUAGACAUGCAGAAAGAGAAAAGAUGGAGGAUAGGAUAAGUUCUGCUAAUGAUGCUAAGAAUGUCGCAGAGAGAGAAGUUUUAGUAUUAAAGACUAAAGUUAGUCAUCAGCAAUCUUUGAAUGAUCAGUUGGAAAGAGAAAGAAGUGAAAAUUCAGAUUUAAAAAAUAAAAUAAAUAAGUUAGAGAGUGAACUCAGCUCCUACUUAAACAAUGAACAUGAUAUGACUGAUGAUAAUAUCAGACUUAGAAAUCAAGUAGAAUUACUUAAAGAGGAAACUAAGAUGGCUAAAGAUCAACUUAGAAAAUUACAAGACAAUCAUGACUUAAUUUUGUCGCAGCAACGAUCAUCUUAUACAGACGAGAGGACAGAGCUUGAUAACAGAGUACGAGAACUUCAUGAUAAAUUAUCUGAAGUACAGAAAAAGUAUCAAAAAGCUCUCACACUUUACAAAAAGUUACGCAGUAAAAGUCAUCGUGUAGUUGAAAAUUUGAAAGAUAAACUCCAACUGACAGAAGCAAAAUAUGAGCAGUUAGAUCUGGAAAAGAAAGCUUUAGAAAAAUGUGUACCUCAAGAGAAUUACAACAAACUGAAAAAGCAAUGGAAAGAUUUACAUAGACGCCAUGCAGAGUACAGGAAAUGUCUGAUAGGUGGCGGCACUGUAUCUAAUAUUCCAAUAGGAGAUAUGAUGUUUACAUCUUUUAAUGUUACACAUGAUGCUACCUUCUUACCUAAUUAUAGUUAUUCUGAAGAGUUUAAAAAGUAGAUAGUAUAGCAUCUCUUUUUCAAGGAGCGAAAACACCAAGACGAUUUAAGAAUUCUAAAACAAAGAUUAGAAAUGGUUGAGAAUAAUCAACAGCAUCAAAUUGAAGAACUGCAGGAGAUAGCUCAUAGUACUUUUAAAGGAUCUUUACCUGGUUUAGACGAUCAUGAUGGAACAUUAGAAAACAGCAAAGAGAAAAAUGACAUUGAUAAAUCUAGCUGAUACAUGUCUAAUUAUUGUUUAUUUCAAUAGAAUGAUGGAGAAGUACCAUACUUAUAGACAGUUGUACUAAUUGAAAGUACCAUACUUAUAGACAGUUGUACUAAUUACAUUUAAAAAAAACCUCACCAAUGUUUAUAUUAAGCUGGGCAGGGGUGGAUUUUCUUUAAAAUAGCUGAUAGUCAAUGAUGUUCUGAGUUUAUUUUUUAUCAAAGACUAUUUUAGGUGGGUUUUUUUUCAAGAAUGCAUAUAAAGAAUAAAUUGGUGGAAUCAUGAAUAUACCAUGACUUUCAGUAAAUUAAAGCUACUUUGGUUUGUGUGCUGAAUUAAGAAAGGAUAGUGUUUCUUUAAAAAAAAAACUGGAUUAGUACUAUGUUUUUUAUUUAUAAGUAAUGAAAUUGAUGAUUCAUAGUAAUUUUUUUUUAUCAAGCAUGAAGAUUUAUUUCUUGAUGCUUUGAAGCAUCAUUAGUAACUGUGCCAGUACUUUUCCAUCAUACUACACCAUGUCUGUUUUUACCUGUGAUAUUUUUGAUAUUUUACUUCUUUAGGUUGUAUGUUAUACUCAACAUAGUGACAUUUACCUAUUUACUUAUUUUACCUCAUUGCUAAUUUCUUAAGUUUUUGUUGUCACACAUACACAAUCAUAAACAUAUACACAACUUUUAUCUGGUUAUUGUUUUUUUAUUGUGAUUUUUUAGUUACUGUUUGUCUGCAUCCUGGAAAACAUACUACUGCAUUAAUUGUUAACUUGUUCCCGUCCGUACUAUGCAUAAAAUAUACAUGUUAUAUAUAUUGGUACAUGAAAUUGAUAUUUAUAAAACAACAAUCUUGAUUAAAUUACAUCUGUGGGUUAAAUAGAAACUGCUUCUAAAUAAUUGUUUAUUUUGACUAUGAUGACUCUCACAAGAAUACAGAAAAUAAUGUUUAUUUUAAGUAAGUAGUAUCACUUACUUUCUCUAUUGUACUCGUACCAAUAUUCUUGUAUUCAUAAAAUAAUUCUUGUUGUAGUUAAAAUAUUUUUGUAUAGUUUCAUGAUAUUCCAUUAUAUUUUCAAAUCUUUAAUCCACAUUGUGUGCUCAGUUGUGCUAUUCCUUAAAUUAAUUCUAUGUCCAUUCUAAGUCAGCAUUUUUAAAUUGU